CCGCUGACAGGAGCAGGAGCGCAGUUCAGAACUGCGGCGUGUCCAGGGUCCAAACGUCGAAUCGAUAUCGAGAAGUGCUGAGCGCUGCCCGCCUGCCUGUGCCUGCUGAUGCUGCCGUGCAUCGCUCCUGCGCGCGCGUGGCUUUCGCUGGCGCGCGUCGCGUGCUCGUGUGCCUUGUGUUGGUGCGCCGCUCGCGGCUGCUGGGCGCUGCAGGGGGUCCGCGGCCGUUGCGCAUGCCAGCUCAGGCCAUCUGCCGCUCUGGCUGCGCAUCGGGGCGUGCAAAAGGGGCUCGAGACGAGCUUUGAGCACACGUCGGCUGGCGGCGGCGGCGGCAGCGGCGAAACUCGACGGCAAGGCAAGGCAGGAGGGAGGAGAAGCGAGGAGUGGGCGCCAGCCGGCAGGCGCGCGGCACGCCGAUGGGGCUGCCGACCGUGGCCCACCGCAGAGCGGCGCCCAAGGAGGCCGUGGGGUGGACAGUCUGGGUGGUGCACCUCGCUGGCUCGCGAGCACAGAUUAUGCGCCUGCGCAGGGCCCAGCCUGCAGAGUGAGGCAGACAGCACGGCUCGAGGGUAGACGGACGAGUGCGAGCUUGGCUCGACGCUGCAAAGGA
Messenger RNA from Tilletiopsis washingtonensis, 610 nucleotides. RefSeq lists its product as hypothetical. NCBI's taxonomy places the organism in Eukaryota, Fungi, Basidiomycota, Exobasidiomycetes, Entylomatales. The transcript has a single exon. The coding region runs from base 109 to 573 and encodes 154 amino acids. The record is from RefSeq and is a predicted model, not a curated record.